AUGCUACCAUGGCUUCUUGUCAUCUCAGUUCUGGGUCUUGAGGCCUGGGGGGAUUUCCCACAGUCAUCCUGGAAUGAAACACAAGCCAGAGAUUUGUCAGCAGAGUUUUCCACAAUCUCACAGCUCAUUCGAAAAGGUCCCCCCACAGAUGCUCCUGCCAUUGUCUCUCGAAAGGAUUGGGGGGCAAGAAUGCUCACCUGCAGGGCCCCGUUGGCUCAGCCUGUGGCCUAUGUCAUCACGGACCAACUCACAGGGAUGGAGUGCCAAGAGCAAAACACUUGCAGCCGGAAGCUUCGGGACCUGCAGUCCCAUUCUGUCUACACCAAAGGCUGGUGCGAUGUGCCGUACAACUUCCUGAUUGGUGAUGAUGGCAGGGUAUAUGAAGGUGUUGGCUGGAGCAUACAAGGUCUACACACCCAAGGCUACAACAAUGUCUCUUUGGGCAUUGCCUUUUUUGGAAAUAAGAUGGGUAGCAAUCCCAGUCCUGUUGCCUUAUCAGCUGCAGAGGACCUCAUCUCCUAUGCCGUCCAGAAGGGGCACCUGGCACCCAGGUACAUUCAGCCUCUUAUUCUGCAAAAUGAUAUCUGCCUUGUUCCUCAACAGCAAGUGAUGCCCAUGAAAGUUUGCCCCAACAUCAUCACACGGUCUGUGUGGGGAGCUAGAGAAACACAGUGCCCUAAAAUGGACCUCCCGGCCAGGUACGUCAUCAUCAUUCACACUGCGGAGACCAGCUGCAAUGUGUCUGUGGACUGCCAGAUUCGCAUCCGAGACAUACAGUCCGUUCACAUCGACAAAAGGGACUUCUGUGAUAUUGCAUAUCACUUCCUGGUUGGCCAGGAUGGUGGUGUAUAUGAAGGGGUUGGCUGGCAUUUCCAAGGCUCUCACACCUACGGAUACAAUGAUAUUGCCCUAGGAAUUGCCUUCAUAGGCAGUUUUGUAGAAAAGCCACCAAACAAUGCAGCACUGGAGGCUGCUCAGAACCUGAUCCAGUGUGCGGUGGAGGAGGGGUACCUGAUUCCAGACUACCUUCUGGUUGGCCACAGUGAUGUGGUCAACAUCCUGUCACCUGGGAAGGCGUUGUAUAACAUCAUUAAGAACUGGCCUCAUUUCAAGCACUGA
This is a messenger RNA of Elephantulus edwardii (Cape elephant shrew), 1119 nucleotides long. RefSeq names its product peptidoglycan recognition protein 3 (gene PGLYRP3). Gene Ontology annotation, biological process: peptidoglycan catabolic process. The record is from RefSeq and is a predicted model, not a curated record. Gene Ontology annotation, molecular function: zinc ion binding; N-acetylmuramoyl-L-alanine amidase activity. The coding region runs from base 1 to 1119 and encodes 372 amino acids. NCBI's taxonomy places the organism in Eukaryota, Metazoa, Chordata, Mammalia, Macroscelidea, Macroscelididae. The transcript is spliced from 8 exons.